Molecule: messenger RNA, 1061 nt
Organism: Solenopsis invicta (red fire ant)
Lineage: Eukaryota; Metazoa; Arthropoda; Insecta; Hymenoptera; Formicidae
Product: transmembrane protease serine 11B-like protein
Exons: 7
Coding region: 329-1009 (226 amino acids)
Biological process (GO): proteolysis
Molecular function (GO): serine-type endopeptidase activity
Source: RefSeq, a predicted model, not a curated record
CAUGCUAAAUGUGUAAUAUUUUAUACAGCAAUGUUUUUACAUUAUAAUUUAGGAAUAAUUGUUUUCCCUACUCAAUUGAAUUAUUUUUGACAUACAGAUACCUAUAAAAGUACGUAAUUUCGAGGCAAGGUACUAAACGUCGAAGGAGAGGUCAGCAAAAAUUUCUUUGUCUCUUCGGAGAUAGGCCCUUCAUUUUGGCAGUGAUUCACAGCAACGUGCAACGCCAUACUGGAUAAACGAUGAGGAACAUACAGAACGAAGCAUUAACGAGCUACUUUCGACAAAUUGUCAAAGAUUUCGAUGACGACGGGGACUAGAUAUUUCAAAAAUGAUACAUGGUUCCAUUGCGCCAAAAGGCAUCUAUCUCUGGCAGGCCAGUAUUCGAGUUCGAGGACACAGUCGAUCGAAUCACUGGUGCGGCGCUGUUAUUAUAUCACCUGUACACGUGUUAACAGCUGCCGCACAUUGUCUUGAAGGUUACAACAAAGGUACUUAUUUUGUGCGAGCGGGAGAUUACAACACGGAUAUAAACGAGGGAACGGAAGUGAAAGCCAACAUCGAGGAUUAUUACGUGCACGUGGAAUUUCGUAAAGGCCAUAGAAUGAACGAUGACAUCGCUUUGGUUCUACUUAAAGGCCUCGGCAUUCCGCUUGACAAAGAUAUGAUGCCAAUUUGCUUGCCGCCUGAGAAUGCCGAAUAUCCACCAGGAUUGAAUUGCACGAUCAGCGGAUUCGGCAGCAUUGAAACGAGGAAGACGAGUGCCAUUAGUGAUGGAAUGAUGUGCGCCGGAUAUCUUGAUGAAAGUACCGAUACCUGCGAUGGCGAUUCUGGGGGAUCUCUGACACGUUAUCACAACGGAGCUUUCACUUUAUACGGGAUAACUAGUUGGAGUCAACAUUGCGGCAAUGCGAAUAGACCUGGAGUUUACGUCUGUGCAGCGCAUUAUCGUCGUUGGAUCGAUCAAAAAAUUAGAGAAUCGUUAGCAGCAGCCAUACUGGAUAAACGAUGAGGAACAUACAGAACGAAGCAUUAACGAGCUACUUUCGACAAAUUGUCAAAGA